UUUUACGGAUUAAAAUACACGGUCGGCUAAAAGAGAAGCAGCUACAGCCGCAGUGGUAGAUUUUUACCAAUUAUCCAUGAUCACGCCCGCAAGAAACGUCAAUUUGCCAGAACGCUCAACCUUUUUUGGUGACAAGGCAUAUCGAGCGUUUAAGAAAAUGCCAAUCUUGUCUCAACUAUCGCGCCGAUUUCACGAUAUGUUGACGACUGACGCCAAACCGGAUCCGCCGCGGACUGGAAGCUACAUGCACAAUCUUCCAUCGACUCCGGACGAGGAGUUGAUAAAAACGCAAUCGAACUCGAUGCCCGCCAUGCCAGAAAAAGAGCAGGAAAAUGUGACGUCGAUACAAGAGGAAAAAUCGAUACCGAAUGGCGCAAGGCCGACGACACCCACCGAUUUUUGUACAAAGCCGGAAGACUUCAAUGACACAAGGUCGACAAGCGAAUCAAAGGAGCACAAACGACCAAGGACAAAGACGAAAUCAAAAUACAAAUAUUCACAAGGUACGAAUGUGGUAAAUUACAACAUAGUCAACUCCAAUGGAGUGAAGAUCGGCUCGCGCACAAGCUACAUAUGCAAUGUAAAUCAGUAUCCGACGAACAAUAAUGCGACACAGUCCGAGACGAAUUCGAAGCCCAAGCAUCGGCCGAUGCCCGAGGAUGUGGAAGAGUUAAGCACGUGCGAAGAGGAGCUCGAGUUCGACGACAUGUUCAUUCUUAAGACACACAUUGGGCACGGAUGGCGGGAUGUCGCGAGAAGACUCUCGUAUUCGGACGGACAGAUCGACCAGUUCGAGGAGAAUUAUAGACACAAGGGUAUCGAUGAGGUAAUUUAUCAGUUACUUCUUGAUUGGAAGCAAGCUAACACACACGAUGCUCAACUCGGCACGUUAGUUAGCAUACUGUGGUCUUGUCAGGAGUACGACUGCGUCGAACGAUUAGUUGCAGCUCGCAAGAAUCCGUCUUAGUUGAAUGCGACAAAUAAAAAUAUCUACCCAACUAACGCUUGUACAUACGCUUACGCGAACGAUUGUGAUUAUUUUUUUUACUCGAAAUAGCAUUUUAUUGUUUUUAUACAUAUUUUAAUGUAUAGUUUAUAGUCACACGAUAUACGCACCAUUCCGAUUGCAAAAAUCGGUUAGAUCGACUGAAAAAACAUUGUUCUAGACUAAUUCGUAUUCAGUCUUGGAUACAACAUUGUAUGGAAUCGCAUUGAACCCGCAUUUCAAGUAGGAACAUGAUCUGGUUAAUGAUACAUUAUAGACGAACUUUGUAACAUCGCUUUGCGCGAUACAUAUGUGUAAUACUACAAUGUGU
This is a messenger RNA of Cyphomyrmex costatus, 1316 nucleotides long. It is a transcript of the gene imd, whose product is annotated as death domain-containing immune deficiency protein. Lineage: Eukaryota; Metazoa; Arthropoda; Insecta; Hymenoptera; Formicidae. Gene Ontology annotation, biological process: signal transduction. The record is from RefSeq and is a predicted model, not a curated record. The transcript has 4 exons. The coding region runs from base 77 to 967 and encodes 296 amino acids. Gene Ontology annotation, molecular function: protein binding.